AAGAGACUCCAGGAGCAUAUAAGGGGAGGGGCAGGAGGUCCAGGCACGAGAUACCCUGGGCAGAUUCUCCCAGUCAGAUCUUGAGAUGUUCCAGCCAGAGGUCAUGCUGCUGUUGGUGAUCCUUGCUGUGCUGGGGACCCCAGCCUUUUCGGCAGAUGAUUAUCAUGGCACAACAACGGGCACACCUUUCUGUACUUCCAUACCUGAGGGAAAAAACCUAACAGGAGUUCGCAUGUAUGUUCGGAAUAACAUGAUCAUGGGUGUCCAGGUGGAGCAUGAUCACAACUGGGGUGAUGUAAGUGGCUACGCCGAGGGGACUCCUGUGGUGCUAACUCUGAGCGAUGAUGAACACGUCCUCUGGGUCUUCGGCACAUACAGAACCUAUAUUCAGCAAAUAGUCCUGUACACCAGCAGGCCACGGGAUCAGUAUUUUGGGUCCCUCAAAGGUCCCAAUGAGUUCUCCGAUUACCCUCAAAAUGCUGACCAUGUGCUCAAGGGUUUCUGUGGCUUUUAUGUGAGGGGUGGGUUAAGGGCCAUCAAAUUUGUGUGGGGGAGUGCAAGUGGGACGUGCACAGAGUAAGGCGCAUGGCCACACAAGCUGAAGCGGUCAGUGUCAACCCCCCCCCCGCCCCGAUUUCCAAACUGAACCCACUAAUGAAUACAACAUCUGCAUGAA
This is a messenger RNA of Microtus oregoni (creeping vole), 676 nucleotides long. It is a transcript of the gene Zg16b, whose product is annotated as zymogen granule protein 16B. The record is from RefSeq and is a predicted model, not a curated record. Lineage: Eukaryota; Metazoa; Chordata; Mammalia; Rodentia; Cricetidae. The coding region runs from base 86 to 580 and encodes 164 amino acids. The transcript is spliced from 4 exons.